GAUUCUUUCCAACUCACACAUUAGGCAUAUCUACGAGUUCGACUCGGAAUCAAAGCCUUGGAUGGCGCACGUCAUGACGAAGCCGUUGACCAUUUCACUGUCGCUCUCAACUCCAGCGGUCUAUCAUCGAAAUCAGACAUUCAUGAAAUAUACGAGGACUUAGUGGUGGUCUUCGGCUGGGAUCUCCAAUCGUUGUGGCUCACUGCACACCAGAAACGGUGUCAGGCUUUCCUGUCCGCACACAAAGUCGAUAAAGCUCUCGAAUCACACAAAUCUAUGAUGGACAACAUCGACGAAGCGACGAAGGCCAGCUGCCUCGAUUGGUCCACUGAUUUCCGGAAACAAUGUAGUGCGCUCGCUGCAUCCGAUGACCGCAUUCUUGGCGCGGAGAUCCCAGGACAAGAUCAAGAUGGCUACGAUGUGGAACCUGGAUUUUUCCGGGGAAUGCAUGGAGUAUGUGCUAAAGUGUAUUCUUCGGGUCACUCGCUCACAUAUUGUUCAUUACAGCAUCCUCACAUUUCUCGACCGCGACCUCAGCAGCGCCCGGGGCGCUUCGAGAGACUCAGUCUCGCUGUGACAAGGAGCCCUCGGUCAGGUCCUCCGUUAGCACGAGCACGAGCACCGCGCACCACCCUGCCAUCAGCCGCCACUCUUACCACCUUCAAAGCCCAGCUAGGACACCUAUUCACCUGGCGGUCUGAUCAUGCAGCGCCACCCGUCGUUACGGUCGAUGUUCCUUUCGCGCAAGCUAAAGAGCGCAAUGCUGCAGCGGGUGCUCCUAAACCAGACGAGGAUUUGGUACCUUAUGAAUACCUCGAUGAUCAUCCACCGGACCCUGAUACACAACAGCAGAUACCAGUAGCAGGGGAACAUGGAGGUGGUUGUUACUGCUGUUAGAGAGGUUUUGUGGACGUUUCCCGAGUAUUUCAGUUCUAUUAUCGCUCGUAUUGCUACAUGGACUCGAAGCAGUGACAUCCUUCAGAUUACUACCCAUGGCUAAUUAUCAACCUCGUCUCCCCCAUAUAUAAAGCUUGGCCUGUGCAAUGCGAGCGGAAUGGUGAAUGAUAGGUCCCUGCCCCACGUACAACCAGUUUGUAAUAACUAUGCUCAUGUACCCACUACAUUUGAG
Molecule: messenger RNA, 1129 nt
Organism: Suillus subalutaceus
Lineage: Eukaryota; Fungi; Basidiomycota; Agaricomycetes; Boletales; Suillaceae
Exons: 5
Coding region: 277-897 (206 amino acids)
Source: RefSeq, a predicted model, not a curated record